UCUCCAGAAGCCACAAAAGAGCUAGCUGAGGAGGCCUCUGAGCCUCAGUCAGUGGCUGACGAAGAGAGUGCCCCGUCCACCCCCCCAGAGGAACCCUCACCAUCUGCGGAACAACCACCAGUGGAACUCCCCUCAGAAACGGAUCUGGAAACCGCAGAGCCGGUCUCGGCUGAAGUACCAGAAGCCCCCUCUGCUCCUGCAGAGAGUGCACCUGCUGUAGAAGCUGAAGGCCCUGAAGUUGUGACCGCUGAAAAACCGUCCACAGAGGGACCAGAGAAGAGUGAGCCCUUAGGAGAGGCAGCACCUCUACCGUUGGAGGAAUUGCCCGUUGUGGAGUCAUCUGAAAGUGCCCCUCCAGCAGAAGCAGAAGCUCCUGAACCCGCGGUGUCGGAAGCAACAGGAGAAUCUAAUUCAGAAGUCAUUCCAGAACUUGUAACAGAAAAUGUUCCAGAAGUUAUUGCAGAAGCUGCUCAAGAAGACGUGUCAGAACCUGUCAUGGAACCUGCACAAGAUUCUAUGGCAGCAGCUGCACCCGAGCAGCCAGUCGUGCAGGCUGAGACGAGCGAGUCAGUACCAGAAGCACCCGCUGAGGAAAAGACCUCUGAAGAACCUGUUGUACAGCCUGAGAUGAGUGAGUCCAUAGAAGAAACCCCAGUGGAAGCCCCAACAGCCUCCCAGGCUGAGACCAGUGAGCCACCAUUGGAAACACCUACACCGGAGCCAAGUGAACCUUCUCCCUGUCCCGCUGUUGUAGAAAGCGCUGAAGCGAUUCCAGUAGCGGUAGCUGAAAGCGCGCCUGAGGUUUCUGCUGAGCAGAUAGUGGCUCCUGUGGCCGAGAGUGCACCCCCCGCCCCUACGCCAGCCCCAGCCUCAGAGACACCAGCACCUGCUCCCGCAGCCCCCACAGAGACCGCCCCCUCUCAGGUGCCUGAACAUGCCCCCUACCUCCUGAUUGGUGGAGGCACUGCCUCUUUCGCGGCGGCCAGGUCAAUUCGGGCGAGGGACCCAGGUGCCAGGGUGCUGAUUGUCACAGAUGAGCCUGAUCUCCCAUACAUGCGACCUCCUCUCUCCAAAGAGCUGUGGUUCGUCGACGACCCUGAGGUGACAGAGACGCUGCGCUUUAAACAGUGGAAUGGCAAAGAAAGGAGUAUAUUUUUCCAGCCUCCCUCAUUUUAUGUCAGUCCUAUGGAGCUGACCCAAGUGGAGAAUGGUGGUGUGGCAGUAUUGACCGGGAAGAAGGUGGUACACAUGGAUGUGAGGGGAAACAAAGUAAGAUUAGAGGAUGGUACAGAAAUCUCCUACGACAAAUGUUUGAUUGCCACAGGUGGCAUUCCACGCAAUCUGCAGGUGAUUGAGAGAGGAGGAGAUGAGCUGAUGAAGAGAACCACACUUUUUAGAAAGGUUGAAGAUUUUAGAUCCCUGGGAAAAGUUUCGAAAGAAGUCAAAUCCAUCACCAUCAUUGGCGGAGGGUUCCUGGGCAGUGAGCUGGCCUGUGCCUUGGGAAGGAGAUCUGCAGACCUGGAUCUGGAGGUCAUCCAGAUGUUUCCAGAGAAGGGCAACAUGGGUAAGGUGCUGCCAGAGUACCUGAGCAACUGGACCACAGAAAAGGUCAAAACAGAGGGGGUGAAGGUCGUCACAGACGCCUUGGUAAAGAACGUGAGCCUCAAGGAUGGCAAAGUGGAGAUCAAGCUAAAGGAUGGACGUACGGUCCAGACGGAUCACAUAGUGGCGGCUGUCGGCUUGGAGCCCAGUGUGGAGCUGGCCAAAUCAGCUGGCCUGGAAGUGGACGCCGACUUCGGAGGGUACCGUGUCAAUGCUGAGCUUCAGGCCCGAUCAAACAUAUGGGUGGCUGGUGACGCGGCGUGCUUCUACGACAUCAAACUGGGCAGGAGGCGGGUGGAGCACCACGACCACGCGGUGGUCAGCGGCAGGCUGGCCGGGGAGAACAUGACUGGGGCCAACAAACCCUACUGGCACCAGUCCAUGUUCUGGAGUGAUCUGGGUCCAGAUGUCGGCUACGAGGCUAUUGGUAUUGUUGACAGCAGCCUGCCCACAGUAGGUGUAUUCGCCAAAGCUACAGCGAAAGACACCCCCAAAGCCGCAACGGAGAAGUCAGGAACUGGGAUCCGGUCGGAGAGUGAGACCGAGGCUGUGGCCGGAAUCGUGACGCCCGGGAAAGCCGCGCCACCCCCGCCCAUGCAACAGAAGGACGACUAUGGCAAGGGUGUCAUCUUCUACCUGAGGGACAAGGUGGUGGUAGGAAUUGUCCUGUGGAACGUCUUCAACAGAAUGCCCAUUGCCAGGAAGAUCAUCAAAGAUGGAGAGGAGCAUGCUGAUCUCAACGAGGUGGCCAAGCUUUUCAACAUUCAUGAAGACUGAGAACUGAAGACACACACACACAAAUAGUCACACACACUUACCCCCACAGAAACGCACACACACACACACAUAGCCCCACACUUGGACAUCCACACACACACACACACACACACACAAGGACCCAAAUAGGGAAAUUUGGGCCUUGAAUGGUCAAUAGUCGUACCUCAAAUUCUCUGGCUGUACCCAACUACACACCACCACCAGUAAGGGGUCUGGCGAUCCUCCGUACUGGUGUGGUGUGGGGGACUUCUGUUUUUCAGAUGGUGAUUUUAAUUGUAUUCAGAUGUCUUUUUUUUCUAUGGAGAGCUGUACGAGUACCCAGUCCAUGCACUUGAAUCACUGAAUGCUGCCCUCCCUCCCUCUUCCCCUUCCUCCUUUGCUAUUCGUGUUCGUAACGUCAUUGUUUGCGUUGGAAAUAAUGGCGUUUGAAAGUCAAGUGAUACAAAAGAUGUUUGAAAGCUAACUCAACCACCGCAAUAAAGUAAAUUAUUUUUGAACAUA
Clupea harengus (Atlantic herring) is the source of this 2880-nucleotide messenger RNA. It is a transcript of the gene aifm1, whose product is annotated as apoptosis inducing factor mitochondrion associated 1. Lineage: Eukaryota; Metazoa; Chordata; Actinopteri; Clupeiformes; Clupeidae. Gene Ontology annotation, biological process: apoptotic process; mitochondrial respiratory chain complex assembly. Gene Ontology annotation, cellular component: cytoplasm; mitochondrion. The transcript is spliced from 23 exons. Gene Ontology annotation, molecular function: protein dimerization activity; FAD binding; NAD(P)H oxidase H2O2-forming activity. The record is from RefSeq and is a predicted model, not a curated record. The coding region runs from base 496 to 2379 and encodes 627 amino acids.